UCCUUUAUGGCUGGCUUGGCUGGAUCAGGUGUCCUGACCUCUGGUCUGAGGCUAGUCACAAGAGCGGCCUUUGACAAAACUGAUCAUGGUCUUCGCAAGGGCACUUUAUUGUUUCUAGCCAUCUCUGCCUUCUCCGAGUUCAUUUGCAUCUUUCUCUACGCCUUUGUCUUCCCUAAAUUGCCAAUAGUGAAACACUUCCGCAAGAAGGCAGCCUUAGAAGGAUCCAAAACCGUGGCAUCUGACCUCGCCGCUGUUGGCAUUGAGACACAAUCAGACCAACUGGUUGUAAGGAUGAGCAAGAAGAAACUAAUCCUCGAGAACAUCGAUUACGCGCUUGGCUUGUAUUUGAUUUAUGUGAUAACAUUGUCCAUCUUCCCUGGUUUCUUGUAUGAAAACACUGGAAAUCACCAAUUGGGCACAUGGUAUCCACUCGUUUUGAUGGCCAUGUACAAUUUGUUGGAUCUUGUUGGGAGAUGCAUUCCUCUUGUGAAGUGUCUGAAUCUCGAAUCGAGGAAGGGAAUUUUCACUUCGAUCAUCGCUCGUUUCUUGUUCAUCCCGGCUUUCUACUUCACAGCAAAAUAUGCUGACCAAGGAUGGAUGAUUAUGCUCACUUCCCUCUUGGGGUUAACCAACGGUUAUCUCACUGUCUGUGUGCUCACUGCAGCUCCUAAAGGUUACAAGGGACCUGAACAAAAUGCUUUGGGUAAUAUCCUUGUGGUGUUCCUUUUGGGAGGUAUCUUUUCUGGUGUUGCUCUUGAUUGGUUGUGGCUCAUAGGCAAUCGCUCGUUUUAAGGAGAAGUCUUAUAUCUUUUCUUUUUCUUUUUUUUCUUUUUUUUUUUUUUAAUACUGACAUGAAUAUAAAGAUUUCAUGCUCUCCGACAUAAGUGGGAUUUUUCGUUUAUAGGGCAAAUAGUUUGUUUCCAGUACCAAUGAGAGAUUAAAAUAAGUGAUCAAUGGGGAAAUAGUUUGGAUUUUACAAGGAUGAAACUUGCUGUGUAUAUUUUUAGCCUUAUUAACUGUUGGGUAUGGUACAUGAUUUUCGUGUGCUCUUGUGAUUAGAAAAAGGGUAGAUAUGAAUUAGGACAAGGAUUCAGUGUUCAAGUUCAAGGCACAAAAAUAUGCUGAAUUGAAACUUGAAUUAAGCAAUUUGUAAUUUCCUAUAUGCAGAGCACGGAUUUUGAAACACUUCUCACGAACAAGCUAGUUUGUUUAAUUAUUUCAUAUACAAGUUAGUUUGUGUAAUUAUUUUUCAUUCACCAUUUUGUAAGUUCAGGGGCUUAUGAUCAUAACCAUUUUGAGU
This is a messenger RNA of Morus notabilis, 1300 nucleotides long. RefSeq names its product equilibrative nucleotide transporter 3. Gene Ontology annotation, biological process: nucleoside transmembrane transport. The annotation marks the transcript as partial. Gene Ontology annotation, cellular component: plasma membrane. The record is from RefSeq and is a predicted model, not a curated record. Gene Ontology annotation, molecular function: nucleoside transmembrane transporter activity. NCBI's taxonomy places the organism in Eukaryota, Viridiplantae, Streptophyta, Magnoliopsida, Rosales, Moraceae. The transcript is spliced from 5 exons.